Centruroides sculpturatus (bark scorpion) is the source of this 447-nucleotide messenger RNA. Its product is annotated as cold shock domain-containing protein E1-like. NCBI's taxonomy places the organism in Eukaryota, Metazoa, Arthropoda, Arachnida, Scorpiones, Buthidae. The transcript has 3 exons. The annotation marks the transcript as partial. The record is from RefSeq and is a predicted model, not a curated record.
AUAUUUUUUCACUCAAGUGAAUGUAAAGAUUUUAAAAACCUAAAUUUGGGUGAUGAUGUAGAAUUCACUAUACAAAUAAGGAAUAAUAAAGAAGUGGCAAUAAAUAUUGUCCAUUUGCCAUUAGGAACUGUUGUAUUUGAUGAUGUCUCUAAAGAAACAGUAAUGGGUCAUGUUAUUAAGAUGUUUGAUAAAUUACAAACAAGACAUCCUGAACCUAUGUCUGGAAAAAUUCGGUAUCGUCGUGAUAGCAGGGAAAUGGAAAUUUCUUUUGGUGAAAAAGACACAAAAGGUGAUUUUACCCUUCAAGUUGGAGAUUGGGUUCAGUUUAACAUAGCUACUGAUCGUCGUGAUAAACUUCAACAUGCCACAAAUAUUGAUUUAUUAGAUGAAAGUUUUCUUGUGUCAGGAGAGAUGAGAGAACAGGUAUUUUGUUUUUGUUUUUAUUAG